AUGUUCCAUGGAUUGCCAAGUGAAGACCCCAUUGACCACCUUGAUGAGUUUGAUAGGCUUUGUGAUUUGACAAAGAUCAAUGGUGUCUCUGAAGAUGCCAUCAAGCUGAGACUCUUUCCUAUGUCUCUAGCUGACAAAGCUCACCAAUGGGAGAAGAGCUUGCCCCAUGGCACAAUCACCACUUGGGAUGAAUGCAAGAAGGCCUUUCUUGCUAAGUUUUUCUCCACCGGUCGCACAGCCAAGCUUAGAGGAGAGAUAUCCAGCUUCAUCCAGCGAAACAAUGAGACAUUCGCAGAGGCUUGGGAGAGGUUCAAAGGCUACACAAGUCAGUGCCCACACCAUGGAUUCAACAAUGAAUCACUACUCUCCACUCUUUAUAGAGGAUGCUUGCCUAGGUAUAGGGAGAUGCUAGACACAGCUAGCAAUGGGAACUUCCUCAACCAGGAUGUAGAUGAUGGCUGGCAACUUGUGGAGAACAUAGCUAACUCAAAUGGAAGCUAUGGAGAAGAGUAUGAUCGCACCAACCGGAGCUCGACCCACCACUCGAUCGAGUCAGACGAAAAGUUGAGAAAAGAUGUUAAGGCAUUGAAUGAGAAGUUGGAUAAGCUGAUCCUAGCUCAGUCCACAAUGAAGAAAGUCAACUUUGUGUCUGCUGAGGAGAUGGAACCAGUCCAAGAAGGGGAGGAUACACAAUUUGCUGAGGUGUGCUACAUGAGCAAUGGGCAAGGAGGUUACAACAAAGGAUACUAUAAUUACAAGUCCAACCCUGCCAUGUCAUACCGCAACACUGAUGUUGCUAACCCUCAGGACCAAGUAUAUCCUCAACAACAAGCAGCUCGAUCGAGUCAGGUGCCACAACAUGGGUAUGGUCAAAAGAACAAUUACCAAGGACCACAAGGCACUUUCCCUGGACAACAAAUGAAUAUCCCACCAGGCUUCCCCCACCAACCGCCCCAGCCUGCACCUUCACAAGAGAAUGAGCUCAAGGCAAUGCUAAAGCAACUACUUCAAGGGCAAGCUGAUGGGGUAGUGGACACAAGCAAGAAGCUAGCUGAAAUAAACUCUAAGAUCGAGAACCUCAACACAAGGGUUUACUCUCUGGAGAAUCAUGCUUCUUCUGUUGCUGCUGCUACAAAGCAAGGAACAGUGCAAGAGAUUGUUGCUGCUGAGGCUCCUGGAGUCCAGAUUGAUCAACCAGAAGUGCAGGCACCUACUGUGGCCAUUCACACUUCACCAGUUGAGCUCGCACAACAAGCUCGAUCGGCAGCUCGAUCGAGUCCGACCUCUUCUGUCCGACAGCCAGUUUUGCUUGAUCCUUACCAACCGGUUGCCGCUUCCUCGUCUCGCCUACUUAGUCAAGGUCACAAGGAAGUGAUUCACAAGUUCAGAAGAGAUCUCAGUGGGAUUGGAAUUGAGUUGCCUCCUAUGGAUAGCAUGAGUGAGGCAUUUGAUCAAAUGCAAAUGGUCAAGGAUGUUCUAGCCAACAGUGAUAAAGUUUCAGAGGUCCUACAAGAGUCUACUCAUCAGUUCAACCUGCUUACUUCACCCACCUUCCUACCAAAGGUCAAGGAUCAAGGGAAAUUCACUCUCCCUUGCACACUUGGGCAUCUUGAGAUUGACAAUGCCUUAGUGGAUUCUGGAGCAAGCAUCAAUCUGAUCUCUCUCUCCAUGGCAGAGAAGCUAGGCAUUGCUGGAGCCUUGCAGCGCCCUACUACUUCAAUCAUGUUUGGAGAUGCAACUUCUAAGUCUCCUCUUGGAGUGUUCAAGAACUAUCACUUGAAAAUUGGAGAAUGCAUCAUCCAAACUGAUCUCACUGUGAUGGAAAUGGAAGAAGAGAAGGAUUUACCUCUGUUAUUGGGAACCCCUUUCCUUAGUACAGUUGGCGCUUCAAUAGACUUUCACAAGCAAGAAGUGAUCCUUCACAAGGUGAAUAGUUUGGUGUCAUAUCGCUUGCAGCCUAGAGGUUCAGACUUUUGUGCCACAAUUGACAGUACCACUCUCAGUUCUAAGAGUCAUGGAGCUACAAAGGUUGUGAAGGAAAGGGUUGACAAAGAACCAAGAGUUGGGAAGGAUAAGGAUGAGAGAGGACCAAGGAUUGAGAAGCCACGUCUUGAGAGGGCUAGAGUUGAGAAACCACGUUCUGAUAGACCACGAGCUGAGACUUGUUCAAGCCCCUUGUGUGCUUGA
Microthlaspi erraticum is the source of this 2187-nucleotide messenger RNA. The record is from the annotation of a GenBank genome assembly. NCBI's taxonomy places the organism in Eukaryota, Viridiplantae, Streptophyta, Magnoliopsida, Brassicales, Brassicaceae.